Messenger RNA from Aspergillus melleus, 1068 nucleotides. RefSeq lists its product as uncharacterized. The transcript is spliced from 2 exons. Lineage: Eukaryota; Fungi; Ascomycota; Eurotiomycetes; Eurotiales; Aspergillaceae. The record is from RefSeq and is a predicted model, not a curated record. The coding region runs from base 1 to 1068 and encodes 355 amino acids.
AUGGGGUCUACGGGGACAAAUGCGAAUCAGAUUGACGGUGUCGGGGGUGCUACGUCUACGACGUCGAAGGUAGCUGUUAUUGAGAAGUCUCGAGUCCCCGGUGUCGAUGCCGAUUAUACGUUUGUUCAAGUAGCCCCGGAUCAGGCCAAGAUAGACAUGACGGGGAACUGUGGUAACAUUGCCUCUGGAGUGGGACCGUUCGCUCUGGACGAGGGAAUUGUGAGGGCAAAGCCGGGGCAGUCAGAGAUCGACGUUCGAAUUCUGAACACCAACACCGGGCAGAUCAUCGUGGAAACCGUGCAAGUGGCCCCCGACGGAAGGUUCCAAGAGGAUGGCGAUUACUGUAUUCCCGGCGUUCGAGGCACGUCGAGUCCCAUUAAAGUCGCAUUCCUAAACCCGGGGGGAAGCAUGACCGGCCGGACGUUUCCCAGCGGCAUGCCACAAGAGACGCUCACGGUUUUCUCUCCCCAUGUCGGAGAGUUUCACGUCCGAGUCAGUCUAAUAGACGUGGCGAAUCCAUUUGUCCUGGUCGAUGCAUCCUCGUUAUCCAUCACAGACCACCCCACGUGGCCGGACCCAAACGAUGCCCUAUUCCUGUCCGUUGUCGAAGAUAUCCGCCGCACAGGGGCGGUGCGCAUGGGACUGGCUCCCGACCUAGAGACGGCGGGCCAAGUACGAGGAACGCCAAAGAUCGCAUUUGUGUCGAGGGUAGCAGAAGAUGACACGGAUGCAGAUAUCCAGAUCCGUGCCUUCUCGAUGGGAAAACCUCAUCCAAGCCUCCAGUUGACUGGUGCAGUGUGCCUCGGUGCAGCCGUCUCGAUCUAUGGCACCGUUGCAUGGGACCUAGCGGGUAGAAGAGGAAGCAGCAAACAGCCGAAGCACGGAAUGGUGGUCGAGGGCCUUGAAUUUGCGCCUCCGUUGCCCGUGGGCAUUCGAACCCCUGCGGGUGUGAUUCAUGCAGAGACACUCUUGCGAAUGGAUCCGCAGGUGGAGAUUCAUGUGGAAAAGGUAGCGGUUUUUCGGACAGCGCGUCGGCUUUUCGAGGGAAAUGUAUUUUAUAGAGGAUGA